AGCCCAGCCCGGCCACGCCGCGGGAGCAGCCCAGCUCCCCGCCCCGCUCCGCUCCGCCCGGCCCGGCGGCGCCGCAGCCGGCAGCAUCGCGGCGGGACUGCCCGGGGAUGCAGCCGCGCUAAGAACAAAAGCCCUCUGCGCGGUCACGCUCCGGGGCGUUAAACCCACCCGGCCAAACUUGGAUCUCUGCCUCGCUCCGGAUUGAACUGCCCGGCGCCUUCAACGCACGCCGCGGACAGCGGCAGCACCCGAGCUGAGCCCGCGUCCCCCCGCCCGCUGCCCGCCGUCCCGCCGGGACUGCCCGGGCAGGCAGGGAGGGAGGGAGGGGGGGGUUUCGCCUCGCACCCCGCACCGCCCCGGGGACCCCGGCCGCCUCCACGCCGCGGGGACCUUGGCUUUGCCCUUCGCACGGCAGGUGCGGGGCCAGCGGAGAAGGAUGCGUUUCUUCCCGUGGGGAUUUUGGCUGCUGUGUGUCGCCUCCGCCCCGGUUCGCGGUGACAGCGGCAGCAAGGCGAGGAGCUGCGCCGAGGUCCGGCAGCUGUAUGGGGCCAAGGGUUUCAGCCUCAGCGGCGUGCCCCAGGCCGAGAUCUCCGGGGAACAUCUGCGAAUUUGCCCCCAAGGCUAUACCUGCUGCACCAGUGAGAUGGAGGAGAACUUUGCAAACAAAAGCAGAAGUGAAUUUGAAGCCAUGAUGAAGGAGGCUGGACGCUCUGUGCAGACCACCCUGACAGCACAGCACAGAAGCUUUGACAGUUAUUUCCAGGAUUUGUUGAACAAGUCAGAAAAGGCCCUUUAUGAUGCUUUCCCAAGCAUGUAUGGAGAAUUAUACACUCAAAACAUGAAGGUCUUCAAGGACUUGUACAGCGAGCUGCGCCGCUAUUACCGGGGCUCCAACAUCAACUUGGAAGAGGCCCUCAAUGAGUUCUGGACACGUUUGCUGGAGAGGCUCUUCAAGCAGAUGAAUCCCCAGUACCAUAUCACAGAUGAGUACCUGGACUGCAUGGUGAAACACGCAGAGCAGCACAAACCCUUUGGGGAAGUCCCCAGGGAGCUGAAGGUGAAGGCCACCAGAGCCUUCAUCGCGGCGCGCUCCUACGCUCAGGGCUUCCUGGUGGGCAGCGACGUGGUCAGGAAGGUGUCUCAGGUAUCUCUCAGCCAGGAGUGCACUCGUGCCAUCAUGAAGCUGAUGUACUGCCCGCACUGCCGGGGCAUGGCCAGCGUGAAGCCCUGCAACAACUACUGCCUGAACGUGGUGAAGGGCUGCCUGGCCAACCAAGCUGACCUCAACACUGAGUGGAAGUACCUGAUGGAUUCCCUGAUGGUGGUAGCUGACAGGAUUGAUGGACCUUACAACGUGGACACUGUCAUAGGGACCAUUCACAUGAGAAUCUCUGAAGCUAUUUCUAACUUGCAGGAAAACAAGGAUUCAGUCACAGCCAAGGUUUUCCAAGGCUGUGGAAAUCCCAAAAUCAGCACAAAAGGCUCCAGCAGUGAGGACAAGAAGAGGAGAGGGAAGGUCACCUUGGAAGCAAAAUCCUCUGCACAAGCCCUGGAGAUGUUGGUUUUAGAUGCCAAAGGGAAUCUGACAGCUCUGAAGACCUACUGGAUCACUUUGCCUAGCAGCCUGUGCAGCAAGAAAGUCAUGGCCAGCUCAGGAAUGGAUGACAAAUGUUGGAAUGGGAUGACCAAGGGCAGGUAUGGAUGGAGAGGGUCAGGGUGCCUGGAGAGCACCCUGUGGUGA
Calypte anna (Anna's hummingbird) is the source of this 1741-nucleotide messenger RNA. RefSeq names its product glypican 1 (gene GPC1). Gene Ontology annotation, molecular function: fibroblast growth factor binding. The coding region runs from base 437 to 1741 and encodes 434 amino acids. The transcript has 7 exons. Gene Ontology annotation, biological process: cell migration; regulation of protein localization to membrane; negative regulation of fibroblast growth factor receptor signaling pathway. The record is from RefSeq and is a predicted model, not a curated record. NCBI's taxonomy places the organism in Eukaryota, Metazoa, Chordata, Aves, Apodiformes, Trochilidae. Gene Ontology annotation, cellular component: cell surface; synapse; extracellular region.